Molecule: messenger RNA, 1803 nt
Organism: Drosophila serrata
Lineage: Eukaryota; Metazoa; Arthropoda; Insecta; Diptera; Drosophilidae
Source: RefSeq, a predicted model, not a curated record
AUUUCCGUCACGACAGAGCUGAAAACCCAGACACAUCUGGAAAAUUAUCAUAGCAUAAUCCAUACCUUCAUAUAUAUAUUUUUCGAUUAGUCAGAUCUGAAGUCUCGCCACGAUGCAGAACUCGGGUCGCGGAGCGGACCACUUCAACUUUAUCCAGCGAACGGAUCGAAAGAGUCUCCACACUCAGAUUGGGCUCCUGGUGGCCAAGGCGAAGCAGGUGACCGCCGAAGAGCUGCUGGAGCGCAGCCAGAGGUUGAAGAAGAUGCUCGACGAGGAGGACAAGCGCUACGAGGAGGAGUUCUCCAAUACCGUAAAGACACGCAUGAAUGAGCGCAAGGAGCACGUGAACGCCAUCCAGGAGCAGGUGGCCAAGCAGCAGAAGAAGUUCCUAGAGGAGAAGCACCUCCAGAGGAUGAUGCUGGACUGCUAUGAGGUUCGGGAGGCUAUGCGCCACCAGGACCUCAUAGAGACUAAGAUAGUCCAGGAGGAGCAGAUCCUCGAGAAUCAGCGAAAGAAGCGGCGAGAGUGCCAGCUGGAGCAGUACUGGUCCGAGCUUAAUCGCCGGCGGUGGGCCCAGUUCGACUGCGACCACGCGAACGAGGUCCUGAGGCGUCAACAGGUGCAGAAACAGGUGAACCACGUCCUGGGCAUGCAAGUGGCUGAGCACGAGGAGAAGCGCAAGGAGGCCGAUGCGGAGAAGAUGGAGGAGGAGCGCGUCAUAAACGCUCUGCUGGAGGAGAUCCGCCUGGAGGAGUUCGAGAAGGAGCACCAGCCUGCCCCUGUGGACCAGCUGGCCUACCAGGCCGAGCUCCUCAAGGAGAUUCAGCGGAAGCAUUGCGCUCGCCUGGCGGAGUGGGAGGCGGACAAGGCGGAUCACCGGGCCUUCUGUCUCGAAACCCAGCGCCUGGAGGCUGAGGCUCUUGAAAGGAUUGCCCAGUCCAAGAAGGACCUCAACAGAGCCACCUUGGAGUACCUGGCUUAUCUGCGCCGCAUGCAGUCUCUGGAGCUAGGCAUCGAGAAGAUGAUGGACGAGCGCACCGCCGACCUCUACCAGGUGGAUGUCUGCACCAAGGUCAACAUCGCCGAAAGGAUUCGAGUGAAGCGCGAGGCGGCCGACAAGUGCUACGAAAUCCUGCGGAAGCAAGUGUGCGAUGACUAUGAAAGGAGGCUUCUCUGGGAUGCUGAGCUGCGUGAGAACAAAAUGCCAGAGAAUCGCUUCGUUCAUCCGGAGGUCACCCACGAGAUGAUCAUAUGCCGAAAGCUUCGCUACAAGGCCGACCUCGACGCCCAGAUCACGGAGAUGAAGCGCAUCCAGGCGGAGGAGGAAAAGAAGUUCGACAGCCGCCUAAUGGCGGCCAUAGACGAUCCUGUGGUGUGCAAGCAACUGGCCAAGGAGAUCCUGGACAGCGGCGUCGACUACCUGGCUCCACAUCCCAACUGGCGGGUGCUGGCCUGUAAUCCAAAGCAAUAUAUUCCCAGAGCCCCCACGACGGAGCAAGAGUUCAACGCUCGAGUGGCCGGCGCCAGUUUGGAAAAUUGUCCUUGUCCCAAGGAGGCGAAGAAGCACUGCGGAUUCAUGGCUGACAUCGCUAAAUGCGACGUUCCUCCCGAGGGCCCAAAGCCCAAAGCGAUGAAAUCAACCAUUGAGUCGUCUCCCGUGGCUCAAAAGUCCGGCUUUAGGAAUUGUCAUUGCAAGUUCUACUAGUGCAGGUUCGCUGUAAGGAACUUACAGCGAUCUAAAAUUGUUUAAAUGUUAUAGUCUUGAGGCAAUUUAAACGAAAUAAAAUUAACGCUGCAAGAUAA